Saccharomyces paradoxus is the source of this 552-nucleotide messenger RNA. It is a transcript of the gene ABF2, whose product is annotated as DNA-binding protein ABF2. The transcript has a single exon. Gene Ontology annotation, biological process: regulation of gene expression. The coding region runs from base 1 to 552 and encodes 183 amino acids. The record is from RefSeq and is a predicted model, not a curated record. Lineage: Eukaryota; Fungi; Ascomycota; Saccharomycetes; Saccharomycetales; Saccharomycetaceae. Gene Ontology annotation, cellular component: nucleus.
AUGAACAGCUACAGCCUAUUAACCAGAUCUUUCCACGAAUCUUCUAAGCCACUUUUUAACAUAGUUAGCACCCUGUUGAAGGCUUCCAAGAGAACGCAACUCAGAAAUGAAUUGAUAAAACAGGGUCCUAAAAGGCCCACUUCUGCUUAUUUUUUGUACUUGCAAGAUCACAGAAGCCAAUUCGUUAAGGAAAAUCCAACCUUGCGCCCAGCUGAAAUUAGCAAGAUUGCUGGUGAAAAAUGGCAAAAUUUGGAAGCUGACAUAAAAGAUAAAUACAUUUCUCAAAGAAAGAAGCUAUAUUCUGAAUACCAAAAGGCCAAGAAGGAAUUCGACGAAAAGCUUCCUCCAAAAAAACCAGCUGGUCCCUUCAUCAAGUAUGCCAACGAAGUUCGUACCCAAGUUUUUGCAGAACAUCCUGACAAGUCUCAAUUGGAUUUGAUGAAAAUUAUCGGAGAUAAAUGGCAAUCCUUGGAUCAAAAAAUUAAGGAUAAAUACAUACAAGAGUAUAAAAAGGCUAUUCAGGAAUAUAAUGCUCGUUUCCCUCUCAACUGA